Liolophura sinensis is the source of this 1808-nucleotide messenger RNA. Its product is annotated as sepiapterin reductase-like. Bases 1 to 864 code for a protein of 287 amino acids. The transcript is spliced from 3 exons. Gene Ontology annotation, molecular function: sepiapterin reductase (NADP+) activity. The record is from RefSeq and is a predicted model, not a curated record. Gene Ontology annotation, biological process: tetrahydrobiopterin biosynthetic process. NCBI's taxonomy places the organism in Eukaryota, Metazoa, Mollusca, Polyplacophora, Chitonida, Chitonidae.
AUGAUGGAGACGGGUGUAAAUGUAGAUGGAGGCGUUUUCUCACGAAAAAGUAUCUGUUUUGUCACAGGUGCCAGCCGUGGUUUGGGAAAGGCAAUUGCGUUAAAGUUUGCCUCAACGUUCAAAGCUCCGAUCACGUUUGUUUUGAUCGCCAGGAAUCAAAAUGGGUUGACAUCAGUGGCGGAAUUGCUACGACAAGUCGAUGACAGUUUAACGACGACUACACCGAAGACGAAGCUGUCAAUCAAAGUCUGCACCCGUGCUGUUGAUCUGAGCGAUCUCACCACAGAUUAUUUCGCUCUGUUUUCUGGCAUUCUCCAAGAACUCGAUUCCAAACCAGGUGAUUAUGAGCAGGCCAUCAUUGUGCACAACGCCGGCAGCUUGGGAGACGUCUCCAAGAACGCCCGAGCUUUCAAUGACAGAAAGGAGCUGGCGUCGUAUUACAGUCUAAAUCUGACAAAUGUUAUCGCUCUGAACUCGCAAUUUAUGCAGACUUUCUCAGAAGACAAGACCAAAUUCAGGCUUGUGAUUAACAUAUCAUCGAUCUGCGCCCUGGAAGCUUUUAAAACCUGGUCUGUUUACUGCACAGGGAAGGCUGCCAGAGACAUGUUUUUCUCUGUGUUGGGGAAGGAGGAGCAGGAGACAAAGACGACUGUGUUAAACUACGCCCCUGGACCUCUCAUCACAGAUAUGGGAGACGAGGCCAGGACAAAGACAGCUGAUCCUGACAUCAGGAAAAUGUUUGAGGAAUUUAAACGGGAUGGAAAGAACUUGGAAUGUGACACGUCUGCAGAACGGCUAAUGGAAAUUCUCUGGAGGAUGAAGUUCACAUCAGGCCAACAUGUUGAUUUCUUCGAUGAAAUCUGAGGCAGCUUCCACUGUACAAGAAUACUGAUCUGAAAAUAGGUGCCUUUCAGAGACGAGAAUUUUUGUUAUUUUCACAAGGCAAUUACCACUGGUUGAUACACUGCAAAGCUAGUUUUAAAUAAAUGGUAAAAUUUUUUAGCCGUGAUUUAGAAGGCUUGUUUUCUUUGUCUUAUGGGCUAGAAUAGUGAAGUGGUCAAAAAAAUGAAUUUACUGCAUGUUAGUAAUGCUGAAUUAUUGUAAGGGUGCAAAAUACAAUGCUCUUCUGAAAUGCUUGACAGUUAUCAGACAGUGAAAAAGUGUGAUGGAAGAUGUAAGUCACUUCAUCUGUAGCAAUAAUAAUUUUAGUUUUGAGUUUGUUAAACUUGCCAAAACUGUGACUAUAUUAAAGGUACUUUAAUGUAUUUACAUAUCUUCCAUAAUAUGUAAUUUUAGAGGUGAUAAUAGUGGUUGAGAGAGUUGAUAGAAAAUCGAAAAAAUAAUAUGUGGACAGUUGAGUAUAAAUUUUCAUCAUUACAUUUAUCUUGUUAUUCAGAGGAUCAUUUCAGUUAUGUUUUCUUUUUAGUACAUUUUAAAAAUGUGAAAUAGAAAAGGCAAUUUAAAAUUAUAUUGAAACCACUUUUUGUAAUACUUUAACAAGGUCACCGAGACUUUUUGCUCAGAGCUGUGCUAAUGAACCUUUGGGUAACACAAGAUUUAUAUGCUGGACAGUUUAAUGACAUUUGUAGUAAGUUGAACUUCUGUAUUUUUGAAAAUUAACAUACUGUUAAUUUAUAUUAACUACAUAUAUUAUAUUGUUUACUACAUAUAUUAAACAGGGUUUCUUGAAGUUAAAUGGAACUGACCACAAUGUGUGUACAUGUUUUGUUGUGAUUAUACUUGAUGAUGGACACUUUGCAUGGUCUUAAUUUGUGCAUUAAUUAGAAUGUCUUAACAGAUUUUUUACU